AUGGACUCAUCAUCAAAGGAGAGUAUAGAGGAUAUCCCGUAAGUUUUUUCAUUUUAGCGCUGAUUUCUAGUAAUAUAGAAGAGGAUUAAGGCAAAUAAUCUCAAAUUGAUGUCAAUAGGACGGGAUAUCCAAAUAUACAACGAGUGUGGUUAACGUUUACGAAAUGCUCAAUUUUUGUAGUUCAGCAUAUUAAAUCAGCUGUGAUCUUUGCUUCUAUUCUGUAUUUUUUGCGAUAGUUUGAAUCACAGAGGUAAAAUUGAUGAUCUCGUGUUGUUUUUCAUCAGAGUGGCAUUAUUACUGACUGAUCCUAUGUUUUAAUGCGAUUUUAAAGCUUCUAUAUUGCGUUGUGCACAGAUGUUGAUGUUGUCAGCUGUACAUCUAUUCUCCAGUCAUGCAUAUAUUUAACGCGGUUUCCAGGAGUUAUAAAAACAAGUUCAGACAAGCAGCUGAUGAGUACCUUAUAUCAGUCACCUGAUAACUUGAUAUCUUAAUCGAUUAAUCCUGAUGAUUUUUAAGUCAAGAUCUUAGAGUUGAUACCCCUAACAAAUAUUAAAACAUUUGUUUUUUUGCUUUAGAAAGUACUGGGAGUAUAUUCGAAACUAGAUCAGAGGGACAUUAUUCUUUUAUGGUAUCUUCUCAAUCAUGAGCAGUCUUACUACACCUGUCUGAGCGACAGGAAAAAAUUUCAAGUGAAAGAAUUAACUCUCUUUUUUUGGUCUCAAACCUUAAUUUUUUGGGUUUCCUUAUUUUGUUGAAUUUGUGCUUUUGCACCUAUGAUGCAAUAUAAGUAACGUUGUUUCCUGGGUAAGUGACAGCUUUUUAAAAUUGAAUACUGUCAAUUUUUUUACAUACUUUCUCUUUCCCCUCAUCCUGAUUUUCUGAUCUUUCACAUAUGAAGUUUAUGUUGUUCAUAGCUACUUCCUGGUUUGGGGUCUUUGACCAUUAUUCAUAGUGCUCUUGCUCAAUCCAAACAGAUUCUCUUAGAAAACUGAGAUCUCCUUUAAUGAGGUUUCUGAUCUUUAUAGUAUGACCUUAAAGGUAAAUUCUGAUCUGUCAGAUGGUACCACGCUAACCUGACAAGGAAUGGUGCUGAGGUGUUGCUGCUUGCUUAUGGCUGUGAAGGAAGCUAUUUACUGAGACCAAGUAAAAACAACCCAGGGAACUACACUGUAUCAGUCAAGUAUGCUCUUAAUUUGUAAUGUCAAUAGGUUUACCUAAUGUGGCUGUUGUUCUUUUAUUUUGUUUUCACAGGUUGUACAAUUUUAGGCCCAGUCUUAAUUAAGACACAAUUUGAUCUUGACAAAUUAUGGUGAAUAAUUGAUGAUUGUCUCUUUCUUUUAGGAGUGUUGAUUCAGUAAGGCACUUUCCACUGGUUUAUGAUAACAGAAAGUUUGUCUUUGGAGUUGGAGAAUUUUUUAAUGUUGAGCAGCUACUGGAACAUUUCCAGAAUUUUCCAAUCAUUGCAGGAGAUACAGGUUUGGUAAUUUGUACACAUCUCCAUUUGAAAUCGAUCAGAAAUUAAAAUCUACUUUUGUCUGUUAUUUAAUUCUUUGGCAUCCAUGUGAAGCCUCUUUCAACUUCUUAAUCUCUUAUGUAUAAUUAUUGAAAAAAGGUUGGGUUUUUGGAGCAUUAAAUUUCUUCCUGACUGUCUAAUUUUUAUCAAGUUGAUAUUUAGACUGAACAAACAAGCAUACCUACUAACAUUGCUUAAUAUUCAAAAGCUUUAAGGUGAUACUACUGUUGGAUUAUGAAAUCAUAAUAACAAAAUAAUGUAAACUGAAUUGACCAGUAUCUUGCUAAUUUGAUGAUUGUCUAUUACAAACAGGUCAAGCUGUUACACUUGCUUAUCCAUAUCCUUCUACGGUUAAGGAGCCAUCAGUAUAUGAGGACAUCACUAGACAUGUAGUGCGCGGGAGCUCCUUAAAGUGUCACACCUUUUCCAACCCAAUUUCACCUGAAAAGGUAUCAUCAGACAUGGAUUGGUCGGUGAGUAAAAAACAGUAUGAAAUUAGCAGUAACUCAAUGUUUAGAAAUGAUUUAACCCCUUAACCCCUUAGGAUAGCUAGCAGGUAAUAUCAGAUUUGAAUAUUAAGCCCUGAGAAUAAAGGAAAUGAUAAUCAAUUAUAUUAGCUCUCAAUGGUCAGACAAAUUUUUCUUGUCAGCACCAUAGGAAAUAUAUAGAGGAUAGAAUGGAGAAUAUGCACACUGAUGUUAGGGUAGAAAGGGUUAUGGUCCAAGGUUUGCAGCAGUGUUCAUGUAGAAAGUUAAGUAUUAGAGUUUUCAUUAUUUUUUAAUGGGAUUGCUUUAUCCAGUUAUGUAGGGAAAAAAAUUGUCAGUAAAUUUUUUCAUUGUGAUUUGUAGGUUGCAUCAAAGGAAGGAUUUCUUACCAAAAGAGGAGCUGUUCAUAAGGUAAACAUUCUCAUCAUAGAUUCAUUUAUUUGUUUUGAAAUGUUUGAUAGAAAAAAAAAAUCACUCUUUUUUUGUUUCUUAUGGAGGAAAGUCCAUGAAAGUACCAAAGACUCAAUAAAUAAAAUGUAAAAGUAAACAUUCAAAUUUAUCUAUCAAUUCAGAAAAGUAGUCAAAUCACACUAUUUGAUUAAUGAAACCAUGUUAUUUUCUUGUAGAACUGGAAGAGACGGUGGUUUGUUACAAUUAGAUAUAUGCUUCAGUACUAUAACCAACGAGGGGUAAGGGUUGUGUGCAGUAGCUAUUAUGCAUGUUGUGGUAUUGGUGCACAUUGUUUAAAGUUUAUGCUAUUUUUGCAACUACUACUACUAGAUAUAUUAUCUGUUUAAACUCUCAAGGUGGUUACAGUAAUUUAAUACAGCUUAAAUUUUUAAUGUACAGUGUAUGAUUGCUCUUGCUAAAAUUGGCACUCAUUCUUGAUCAACACACUUGAAAGGAAUAUCUAAAUAUAAACUUCAACUGCCUCUUUGCAGGAUAAGAAACCUUUAAGAGUACUUGACCUCCGCCUAGCAGAAGAAGUCUUAAAAAAUGACACAUGUGGAAAGCCUAAUGCCUUUAGGUAAUUUGUUAAGAAGAGGAAAUUGUAAUGUUGAUUACAUGUAUAGCACAGAAACCUAUCCAUCAGGUAUUUUUUAGUUAACAAACCAGGAUAGUCGAUGUGGAUUUGAGUAUUAGUGGAGAGUCAUACUGUUGGGGGUUAACCCUUUAACUUCCAAGAUCUGAUUGCUAAUUCUCCCCUCCAGCUACCACACAUUUCCUUGUAGAUUAGUUACGAGAAUUUGAUUUGUUGAUCAAGCUAGUUAACAACUUUUACCCUAUUAGUUUGAGUAUUCUCAUCACCUGUUUGCUGGAUUUGAAAGAAAGAUUCUUUUCAUAAAUGAGCCUUGUUUACCCUGACCUGUUGUGCUUUAAUUUGUUUUUUUAUUUCAUCUACCACUGAUAAAAAUUUGUGAAUUUUUAUUUUUUUAGCUUAGUUUUCCCAGACAGAACGUUUUUUCUUUAUGCUGACUCUGUGCGGGAAAUGGAAGAAUGGAUUGAAUUGCUCAAAUGGAAAUUGGUAAUUUUCUUUUGUGUGAAAUGUGUUUGUUCUUCUGUUUGGUUAUAUUAAUUACCUGAUAAAUUUAACAAUUCUUAUUACUUGUUUGCUGGGUAAUGUGUGAAUUUUAAAGGGAGGUCACAUUUUAUCCUCUUUGUGGAGUUAAACGGUUACUAGAUACAGUCAUUCUUAAUUGUAAGAUUGAGACUGCAUCUGUAAAGUUACAUGCAGCAGCAACCCUUAUCGAAUGUGAUUACUUUCUGACCAUUUUUUUAUACAGAAAAGAACAUUAUUUUUAGCCAAGACCACAUUUUGUAGAGUUGUAUUGUUGUAGUUCAUUUUGUUCCAUUUGAGUGAUAAAUUGAUGGUACAGAAUUUGAUAAUACAAUAAUUUCAGCUUCUGUAGGGUUUCCUCAUUGCACCCCUCAAAAUUGCUAAUAUUACUUAACUGCUUUAAAUUUGAAUAAAAAUGAUAGUCACUGUGAUCUCUGUCAUCUUUGAUAUAAUUAUGAAUUCUGUGGCCUCUGUAAACUUCCAUCUUUUUAUGUUAUGUGGAAAAAUAAAUGUAUGAAUAAUUUCAAAUCAUUCAUUUUUCCUAACAGAAUAAAGUGAAGCUAAAAACUCGCUGUGGUAAGUAUUUUGUAGCAAGUGCCAUGAUAAUGAAGAUGUAUCUUCUCUAUGCCCAGGGCCUUGUACUGAAUGUAAGCCUGCCGGGGGCAGUGUGGCUGUGUGGUGCAGUCGCUAGUCUUGUAAUCUGGUGGUCUCAGGUUCAAACCCCCACCUUGCUACUCACUGGAUUUAUUUUCAGUUGUCCUGUAUAUGGCUAACUGGUCUGCAUCCUGCCAACUGGGGUUCCUAAACACUAUUUUGAUGUUUAUUUACUAUGUUUAUUUCCAAUUUGUUUGAAUCAAUUUUUUUCUAACUUUGUAAUUGCACUGAGACUUGUGAAAUGAGUUAUAAGAAUGGCUUUGUUAUUACUAGUAUUGUUAUUAUUAUCAUUAUUAUUAGUUUCCCUAAAGUAUACUCAUCACACAAUGUUUCUCUUUCUGUAUGGUGUAUUACACAUUUUAUGUUCAUAUUGUUCUCCACAUACAAAGUUGUUAUAAUAUUUCUUUUUUUGUUGUUUUCAGACACUUUAUAAAAGUGAAAGGAGGUAAUUAGCUAGCAGACAUCAAAACACUUAGGAAGUUUAAAAUAUUCUGUACCUACUAUAGCUAAGUUAUUAUGUAAAUAUUGUUCUCAGAGUUUUUUAUAUACUUUUGUAAACAUUUAAUACAUUUACUUAAAAGUGAUUUUGAAAAAAGUUAAUAUUUCCUAUUUACACAGACAUCUAUUGAUUAACUAUCUGUUACACUUAAGUGCAGUUUUUACAAUAAGAAAAAGAAUGUUAAAAUUUUAAAAUAAAUUCUAGAAUACACUCUAAAAUGUGGUUUAAUGAUGACAAUAACAUGGUGACAUGAUGAUGGUUUGACUUUUCAAGGUAGAUUAUUGAUCUUGUGGGGGCACUGAUGUGCUGGGUACAAAAAUCAGAGCCCUCUUUUAACCAGAUUUUUAUCAUUCUUAGGGUUAAAGGGUUAAUGCCAUAAACUUCCAGUCUGUCUACUUACACCCAAUGGUCACCAUAUCUUCAUUAUUUGCAGGGUGGGAAAUUUUUUUAUAGAUUACUUGUAUUUGCUUACUUAACUGUAUGCUACAAUCUGCAGGUAUUGCCAC
Pocillopora meandrina is the source of this 5215-nucleotide messenger RNA. The record is from the annotation of a GenBank genome assembly. Lineage: Eukaryota; Metazoa; Cnidaria; Anthozoa; Scleractinia; Pocilloporidae.